This is a messenger RNA of Engraulis encrasicolus (European anchovy), 2061 nucleotides long. RefSeq lists its product as uncharacterized. Bases 188 to 1444 code for a protein of 418 amino acids. Lineage: Eukaryota; Metazoa; Chordata; Actinopteri; Clupeiformes; Engraulidae. The transcript has 2 exons. The record is from RefSeq and is a predicted model, not a curated record. Gene Ontology annotation, molecular function: nucleic acid binding.
CAAUUCUACCAUCCAGCAGUGUGGAAGUCCCACAUGGCAGUUGCUGCCAGAUGCAAUCAUAUGCAAUGCUGCAGUGCAGAAAUCUGACAAUCCCACAUGGCAGUUGCUGCAACAUUACUCAAGCUGGAACAAGCUGAGAAGAGCUGUGGUGUGGUACCUGAAACUGAAGGAUUACUUCACAUUGAAAAUGAAAAGAAAAAAGCAGUCAAAGCAAUCUGUGAUCCCAAAGACACGGAGUCAAAGCAAGACACAGAAUGAUGAAAUAAAGACCCUGGGUGGAAGCUGCAUUUCCAUGGAUGACCUGCAGAGGGCAGAAAAGGCCAUUGUUGUGUUCUGUCAACACGAAAGAUAUCCAGAGGAAAUUGCAAAGCUGACAUCUGCUACUGACACUGGAGUGAGCAGAAAGAGCACCAUCUACAAGUUGGACCCUAUACUGGAGGAUGGAGUUUUAAGGGUAGGAGGCAGACUAAAGAGGGCAGCAAUGCCGGAAGAGGCCAAGCGGCCAAUGAUACUCCCUAAACACCUUCAUGUCUCCACACUCAUUCUCAGACACAUCCAUGAGCAACUUGGACAUGCUGGAAGAAAUCAUGUGCUCUCUCAGCUCAGAAAAAGAUAUUGGAUAGUGAACGCCAACUCAGCUGCUCGCCGAGUCCGGUCAAAAUGUUUAGUGUGCAGGCGUGCGAGAGGGAAAGGAGGUGAGCAAAAGAUGGCUGAUCUGCCAAAAGAAAGACUCAGAGCUGACCUUCCACCCUUCAGCAAUGUUGGUGUUGACUACUUUGGACCCUUUGAAACCCGGAGAGGAAGAGGUCUCGUCAAGCGCUAUGGUGUCAUAUUCACCUGCAUGUCAAGCAGAGCUGUGCAUCUGGAGAUGGCGCACACACUGGACACAGACUCCUGCAUCAACGCCCUACGACGUUUCAUCAGCAGGAGAGGUCAGGUGACACACAUACGCUCUGACAAUGGAACCAAUCUGGUCGGAGCCAAGAAGGAGCUGCAAAAUUCCAUCGCAAGCUGGAACUCUGACAAGAUUCACAAUGCAAUGCUCCAGAAAGGCAUCCAAUGGUCCUUUAAUCCACCUGCAGCCUCACACCAUGGCGGAGUGUGGGAAAGACUGAUCCGGAUGUCUGACGUGUACAUCCGACGUCGCUGGAAACAAGUCCAAUACCUUGCCAAUCUGUUUUGGAGUAGAUGGACAAGAGAAUACUUACCUUUGCUACAGGAGAGGCAGAAGUGGACGCGAGUGAGAAGAGGAUAUGCAGUAGGAGACAUUGUGAUGGUGGUGGACAACACAGCCCCCCGUGGAUCCUGGGUGCUGGGAAAAGUUGAAGAAGCUCUACCCGAUUCCAAAGGGCUUGUGAGAACAGUGAAGAUCAAGACAAAGACUGGUGUGUAUGAAAGACCAGUGACAAAACUCUGUCUGCUCCUGGAAGGAGAAGAAAGUUGAGUAUGAAUUAUUAUGAUUUUGAUGAACAUUAUGUUACAUUGAUAUUUACAGUUAAAAGUAAGACAUGACUGCAUUGAUCGAUAGUAAUGCAUUGACAAGUAAUAGGCUCCUUUAAGUAUUUAUGUUUGUUAAUUGUUGCCCAAGCACACAAUUAGGGGCCGGUGUGUAGGAGCCAUUUUGAGUAGUUUAUGUUUAUGUUUUUCUUGUCUUCAAUAUUGCUAUUUACAAACUCCAUUUUCUUGUUUUGGUUUUCUAUAUCUAAUAUCAAACUUGUUUUGAGUAUGUAUGAGUAAGAGUGAGUGAGUGAGUGAUUGUGAAUGAAUGAGUAUGCCCUCUACAGGCAAAGAGGGAAAUGUACCGACAGGUAUAUGGGUGUGCCAUCCUGACGCCACUGGGAGGGUUCCGUGACGCGCACACUAUCAUUGACCGUGCAAAUGACUGGAAGCAAAAGAAUGGACUGCUGAAAACUUAGAACAUUAGAACCUUAGAAACACUGGAACCCUUGAAAAGUUUAAUUUAUGUUUUAUGUUAAUAAAUGUCAGUACAAUUUAUUUUUGCCUCCUGGAUUAUGUUCACGAGUCUUGAUGAUCACGCCGAAUCCUCAAAUGUAAGGUCAA